GAGCUGACCCUCCAGCGGCUAGACGAGCUGAAUGCAGACAGCCUCAUAACCGUCAUGUUUGCCUUCACCCAGUCCCACUAUUCUCCCCACCCCCGAAUACAGCACCGCAUGGCGGCUGCCACGAAGGCGGACAUGGCGUCCUUCACCCCCCGCCAACUAGAGCAUGUGGCCUGCUCCCUGGCGGCUCUCAGUUACAGGCCCUCGGAGGGCUGGCUGGACAAUUUUGCACAUGCAUUGCAGGUCAACUGGAAUGCCUUCCUGCCCUCCCAGCUGGCUGUCACGCUGGUCCAAGCCGCUGCAUGUGGCCUGACCCACCUCCCAGCUGCUACACUCCAGGACCAACUGCCAGCCCUGCUGAGGCAGGGAGUUGGGCCCUCCUCCACCAUGGAUCCAGCUACGCUUGCCAAGCUGGUCUGGAUACUGAAGCUAGCACCAUUAGGGCCAGAGGGAAAGCAGGCCGCGGUGGAGGGGAAGUGGCUGGACAGCUUGGUGGCUGCCCUGCAACAGCACCUCAACCCCACCAACAUAACUGUCCCCACUGCCAGCAGACAGGAAGAGGGGGAGCCGCAGGAGGGGCUACAGGAACAUCAGAAGCAGGGGGCGUGGGAGGGAAACAGAAUAGCAAAAGGGGUGUGGGAGGCUGAUGUGGCUGGCUGCAGCAGGGCAGGGUAUGGAGAGGUGCAGGAAGGGGCAGGGGCUGGUGGUGGCGGUGGUGGGGGUUCCAUGCUGGUUGGCCAUCCCUCUUCACGUCAGCUACAUCCCGCGGACGUGGCACUGGUGCUGAGCAGCUUGGCAGGCCUGGGGCGGCAGCUGCUGCCAGAGGCGGCUCGUGGGGAGUUUCAGAGGUACUGGCUGAGUGGCAGUGGGGCCCGCUGGGCAGCAUUGGCCAGGGAGGAGCGCCUGGUCAUGUCACUGCUGGGUUACGGACCUACAGACUGA
Volvox carteri f. nagariensis is the source of this 939-nucleotide messenger RNA. RefSeq lists its product as uncharacterized. The transcript is spliced from 3 exons. The annotation marks the transcript as partial. NCBI's taxonomy places the organism in Eukaryota, Viridiplantae, Chlorophyta, Chlorophyceae, Chlamydomonadales, Volvocaceae. The record is from RefSeq and is a predicted model, not a curated record.